UCAUUUCCCUCGGGCUGAUAACAACUAAACUUCCUAAUUUUUCAAAGGUGAAAAAAAGUGAAGAAAUAAAAAUCAAUUUUUUUUUUCCCAAAAGAAAAAAUUAGAAGAGAACGAUGGAUUUGAGCAAGCUGAAGAAGAUGGAGGAUGUGGUGCGCAUUGGGGGCAAGGGAUCGGUGCGCCGCAAGCACAAGCACGUCCAAUCCUCGCCGGCCUUGGAGGAGAAGCGCCUCCAGGCCACGCUGGCCAAGUUGCCGCUGAGCCAGGUGCCCGGCAUUCAGCAAAUCACCCUGGAGAUGAACGACUCCAGCGAGAUACUGCUGAUGAGUCCCAAGGUCCAGGGCUCGGUGGCCAACAAUGUGUUUGUGCUCAGCGGCGACUUGGUUCACUCCAAUCCGUCGAGUUCGAAGUCGCAGCCUGCUGCCAGGACCCAGCCGGGUCAGCCAUCCCAGGUGACCAGCCAGGUGACCAGCCAGGUGACCAACCAGGUGCCCAAGAAGCCCAAGAAGCCGCGCAAUCGCAUUCGCUGUCGCAACAAGAGGGUCCAGAAUAUGCUCGCCCAGGCCGAGGAGGCUGGCAAAAAGGAGGCCGAAGAGGUCAAGGAGCAGGAUCCCCAGGCAGGCGGAGAUUCCCCGGCCAAGGAUGACCCCCGUCUGGAGCGGAUCGCCGAGGAGGUCGAGGAGGAGGAGGAGGAGGAUUUCUCCGAGGUGGGCUCCAAUCUGAGCGCCGAUUCCGACAACACCAAAGUCCCCUCGGAUGGCUCCGACAUGGAUCAGACCAUUGUCGGCGAUGACGAUUCCCUGGGCAGCUGGGAUGCCCCCACCUCUGGGCAUGAUUCGGAUUCUAACCAAGCCGACGAUGAGUGCGAUGGCUGGGCCGAUCGCUAUAACUAUUCCGAUGAUGAAUACCCGACUGAGGUGCCCCGCCCGGGUACUCCGCGUGGCCCCUUCUCCGACGACGAACUCGACUGCCUGACUCCGAUGAAUCCCUAUACCGGCUCCUCCGACGAAGAGGACAAUAUCCAGGCCUAGUCGUACACAAUUUCGGGCUGUCAGCUAAAAACUAGCUGGCAAAAUGCUGAAAAAUAUGCUUUCAUGGCCUGUCUCGAUUUGUUAUUUAUUUUUAAAAGCAACUUGGUACCUUUGUAAGUCAAAAAUUUAAUAACGAAUCGAUAAAUCCUCUGUGAAAAAGCA
Drosophila subpulchrella is the source of this 1190-nucleotide messenger RNA. Its product is annotated as transcription factor BTF3 homolog 4-like. Gene Ontology annotation, cellular component: cytosol; nascent polypeptide-associated complex. The coding region runs from base 114 to 1028 and encodes 304 amino acids. NCBI's taxonomy places the organism in Eukaryota, Metazoa, Arthropoda, Insecta, Diptera, Drosophilidae. The record is from RefSeq and is a predicted model, not a curated record. The transcript is spliced from 2 exons.